CGCAGCUCCAGCUCACGUCUGCUUGCAGUGAGCCUCGAUGCUUCGGAUCCAGGGCUCUUCGGUCGUCAUCUUAGCACCCUCCUCAACUCCAUCUAAGAUGGUCUGGCAGAAUAUUCGCCAACUUGGUCGGAAGUUGAUGCGCAGGUGGCCCCUGCAGCUGGGCCAGGAGGGCUCUAAGCAUCGCUUGUCUCGUUGUCUGAAGACCCUGGAUCUGGUGGCCUUGGGUGUGGGCAGCACCCUGGGAGCGGGCGUGUAUGUCCUGGCCGGAGAAGUGGCCAAAGAGAAAGCUGGACCGGCCAUCGUCAUCUGCUUCUUGGUGGCGGUGCUGACUUCUGUGUUGUCUGGACUCUGCUAUGCAGAGGGGCCUGGGAGCCAUCCAUGCUCCAGUUCCGCCCAUCUCUACACUUAGGUCACAGUGAGUGAACUGGUGGCUUUCAUCACCAGCUGGAACCUCUUACUCUCCUACGUCAUUGGUGCCGCCAGCGUGGCCAAGGCCUGGAGCUUUGCGUUUGACAGCCUGAUCGGGAAGCACAUCUCCCAUGCCCUGCAGGGCACUUCUCUGCACCUGCCUCAAGUCCUGGAAGACUUUUUUGCACUGGGCCUGGUGUUGGUCCUCACUGGACUGCUGGCUCUGGGAGCUCGGGAGUGAGCCUGGGUUUCCAAAGUCUUCACAGGUGUGAACCUUUUGGUUCUGAGCUGCCUCAUCGUCUCCGGCUUCAUCAAGGGAGAUCUGCACAACUGGCAGCUCACAGACGCCGACUACAAACGGGCCGAGCUGCAGUUGGAGUUAACUGAGUCCUUGGGCUCCCCGGGCUCUGGAGGGUUUGUGCCUUUUGACUUUGGCGGGAUUCUCCACGGAGCAGCCACGUGUUUCUUUGCGUUUGUGGGUUUUGAUGGCGUCGCCACCACAGGAGAAGAAGCCCUCCACCCUCACCACUCCAUCCCCUUGGGCACCGUGACCUCGAUCUUCAUCUGCUUCUUGGCCUAUUUUGGUGUCUCAGCAGCGCUCACCCUCAUGGUGCCCUACUACCUGAUAUGUCCCGAGAACCCCUUGCCGGAGGCUUUCGUCCACAUUGGAUGGGCCCCCAUCAGAUAUGCUGUGGCCAUCGGCACCCUCUGUGCCCUGUCUUCCAGCCUCCUGGGUGCCAUGUUCCCCACGCCUCGUGUGCUCUACUUAAUGGCUGAGGAAGGGCUCCUUUUCCGCGGACUCGCCCGGAUCCACGCCCGCACCAGCACCCCUGUGGUGGCCACUGUCAUUGCUGGGACCGUUGCAGCAAUCAUGGCUUUCCUGUUUGAGCUCGGUGACCUUGUGAACCUCUCGUCCAUUGGGACCAUGCUUGCUUACUCCUUGGUGGCCUUUUCUGUUCUUGUCCUCAGGUACCAGCCAGAUCAGAAUUUCAGCAAGAAUGAGAAGCCGAAGGAGGAAGUAGUUGAGAUGAAUUCUGUACCCAAAGCAAAAUCCCCAGAAUGUGUUCCUGAAGCGUCCAGCACUCUGGCGAGUCUGUGGAGCCCUGUGAGCACCAUCCCCACCCCGAGAUCAGGCCGCAUCGUCUGUGGAUGUGCCUUUGUGCUUGCUGAACCUGUUCUCCCCAACCUUGAUCCUUUUCCACUUGUCCUGCUGUCCAUGCUAUGCCUGGUAUUGGCCCAUUGGCCCAAACGCCUGUUCUCUGGAGAGCUGAUCUACAUUGCAGCGGCUGUGUUGCUGCUGGUGCUCAUUGUGGGAUUCACUUUCACCAUCUGGAGACAGCCCCAGAGCAACACUCCUCUUUAUUUCAAGGUCCCCCUGUUGCCUGUCCUUCAGUUGGUCAGCGUCUCUGUGCGUGUUUACCUGAUGAUGCAGAUGACCACUGAGACCUCGGCCCAAUUUGGAGUCUGGAUGUUGAUUGGAUUUGCUAUGUAUUUUGGAUAUGGGAUCCGACACAGCUUGGAGAACGAUCAACAGCCACCAGCGUCAAGCUCCCAAACUCCUCAUGAAAACAUCCCUAGUUCCUUGCUGAAUUAG
Molecule: messenger RNA, 2002 nt
Organism: Pongo pygmaeus (Bornean orangutan)
Lineage: Eukaryota; Metazoa; Chordata; Mammalia; Primates; Hominidae
Product: cationic amino acid transporter 3-like
Biological process (GO): transmembrane transport; amino acid transport
Cellular component (GO): plasma membrane
Molecular function (GO): amino acid transmembrane transporter activity
Source: RefSeq, a predicted model, not a curated record